AUGGGUAGCGGAGCGAGUGCUGAGGAAAAGGAGAUGACAAAAAGAUCCAAAGAGCUGGAGAAGCAGCUCCAGGAGGAUGCAGACAAGGAGGCGAGGACGGUCAAGCUGCUGCUCCUGGGUGCUGGUGAGUCAGGGAAGAGCACCAUUGUAAAGCAGAUGAAAAUCCUCCAUCAAGGUGGUUACACGAAAGAAGAACAAAUUGCGUUUAAAGCAAUCAUAUACGGGAACAUUUUGCAGUCUGCUCUGGCCCUCAACAGAGGCAUGGACAUGCUGGGCAUCAACUACGGGUCUCCAGCCUCACAGGAAGAUGGGCAGAAACUGCAGAACCUGGCGGACUCCACUGAAGAUGGCACCAUGCCGAAUGAUCUUGCAGAGGUCAUCAAGAGGCUGUGGAAGGACACAGGAGUGCAGGCGGCCUUCGAGAGAUCCGCCGAGUACCAGCUCAACGACUCCGCUGGCUACUACCUGAGUGACAUGGACAGACUGUGUAAACCUGACUACAUCCCCACAGAGCAGGAUGUGCUGAGGUCUCGAGUCAAGACCACUGGCAUCAUCGAGGAGCAAUUCUCCUGCAAAGAGUUGCACUUCAGGAUGUUCGAUGUGGGUGGCCAGAGGUCGGAGAGAAAGAAAUGGAUCCACUGUUUCGAGGGUGUGACCUGUAUUAUCUUCUGUGGAGCUUUGAGCGCUUAUGACAUGGUGUUAGUAGAGGAUGACGAGGUGAACCGCAUGCAUGAGAGUCUCCAUCUAUUCAACAACAUCUGCAACCACAGGUUCUUUGCGACAACCUCAAUCGUGCUGUUCCUCAACAAGAAAGAUCUCUUUGAAGAGAAGAUCAAGAAAGUUCACCUCAGCAUCUGCUUCCCUGAAUACGAUGGUCCAAACACAUAUGCUGAUGCCGGCCUCUACAUCAGGAAACAGUUUGAAGAGUUGAACAUGAAGAAAGGGAUUAAAGAAAUUUACUCACACAUGACCUGUGCUACUGACACAAAGAAUGUUGAAAUUGUGUUCAAUGCUGUGACUGACAUAAUCAUCAAAGAGAAUCUCAAAGACUGUGGUCUGUUCUAA
This is a messenger RNA of Electrophorus electricus (electric eel), 1065 nucleotides long. RefSeq names its product guanine nucleotide binding protein (G protein), alpha transducing activity polypeptide 2 (gene gnat2). The record is from RefSeq and is a predicted model, not a curated record. Gene Ontology annotation, biological process: detection of chemical stimulus involved in sensory perception of bitter taste; adenylate cyclase-modulating G protein-coupled receptor signaling pathway. Gene Ontology annotation, molecular function: GTPase activity; GTP binding; G-protein beta/gamma-subunit complex binding. NCBI's taxonomy places the organism in Eukaryota, Metazoa, Chordata, Actinopteri, Gymnotiformes, Gymnotidae. Gene Ontology annotation, cellular component: cytoplasm; photoreceptor outer segment; photoreceptor inner segment.